AGAGACAUGCAUGCAGAUCGCCGGGCCUAGUCUGUCUGCGUGGAGAUAUUCACACGACAUUAAAAACAUUCACGACUGCGUAAGUUGUCAUCGCAUUACACUAUGUCUAUUUCCGGGUGAAAUCACGGCUCAGAAGUUCGUGUGUCUGCGAACUGUUGACAAAAUAGCGGUUGCGUGUGGAAAGGGAGGGAGUGCAAAGCAAACAGGGAGAAAAAAAUCCCCGAACGAUCGCUUGUUUCACUCAGUCAGUCAGCCUGCGGAAAGAAGCAGGAAGAGGACUAGAGCUGUUCACCUGUCGAGUGGAAGACUGCACUGGACAUUUGAAGGAGAAGAAGACCCUGCUUUUGUCUUCGUACUGUGAUUGAAACCUGCCCGGUGGUGUUUUUGGGAAGUUCAACCCACAGUUAACUUCGAACGUUCAGUUUCCGCGAAUCCCACAGAACUGGCGUCGGACAUUCCAUUCCAGUGGGAUAAUCUAUUCUAAAGAUGCAGCAUCCUCUUCAUCCCAUCAUGGAGCCGGCUGAGAAAUAAGAGACCGCGGAGACAGCAGGUUCCCAUGGUUUGGCUCCAGCGCGCUCUCUGCCAUGCCUCCCGCCAAGACAGAUCAGCUGGACUUGUGGGCGGAGUCAGGGCUGGAUGGAGACGUCCAGGUGAUGGUGGACUUCCUGUUGCCCACUGGAAUCUACAUCCAGAUGGAGGUUCCUCGGGAGAGCACCAUCCAACACAUCAAACUGCUGUUAUGGAAGGAGGCGCAGACAUACCCUCUCUUCUCAUUGCUGGGGGAGAUGGAGGGUCACAUGUUCGAGUGUGUGAACCAGGCAGCAGUUCACGAGGAGCUGGAGGACGAGACCAGGCGACUAUGCGACGUGCGACCGUUCCUGCCUGUCCUCAAACUGAUCACACGCAACUGUGGACGUGCAGAACGCCUACUAGACUCUAAGAUCGGAGUCCUCAUUGGCAAAGGUCUUCACGAGUUGGACGCCCUGCAAGACCAGGAAGUGAAGGACUUUCGUUCCAAAAUGAAGCGAAUCAGCGAAGAGAAAAUGCACCAAAUGCAGAUGAUGUCGUGGGGGGAGUGGCUUCGGAGCUGUUACUCCCCUCAGCUGGAGACAGGGUUAUUGGAGAAUUUGAUUGACAAGCAUGAGGGCGUAAUCAAAAUUACCAUGCACUACGACCAGUCACAGGACACAGCUAGCCUGAAAGUGUCAUUGCAUUGUUCAGUAUCUGAACUACUGGACCAGGCUCUCAAGAAAUGGCAGACCACUCAUGGCCCAGAGGAAGACAUUGGUUCCCGGAGUGAUUAUGUGCUGCGUGUCAGCGGCAAACUGGAGUUCCUGUUUGAAGAUCACCCUCUUAAUCAGUACAAAUACAUUAGGGCUUGUUUGUUGGCAAAUGAGAACCCUCAUCUGACAAUGGUUCACUGUGGCGUUGUGAAGGCCAUGUUUGAGAAGGAGAUCAGCACCAUUGGAUCAGUGCUUGCUCGGAAGUGUUCGAACCCUCCUCUACCACUGCCCCCGAAGAAGAGACAGCCGACGCAGUCACAUACGUGUGUUUGGAAGGUCCAUUCUUUGUUCAGAAUUAAUCUUGUGAAAGGUAACAAGGUGAACGCUGACGAUGCUGCUAAGAUCCAGGUUCGAGCGGGGCUGUUUCACGGCACAGAGAUGUUGUGCAAGACCGCGGUCAGCAGCGAGAGCAGCAGUCGAUCUGAGCACGUGUGGAACAAAACGCUGGAGUUCGACAUCGCUGUUUGCGACCUGCCGCGCAUGGCCCGCCUCUGUUUCGCCAUCUACGCUGUUAUGGACAAAGUGAAGAAACAGAGAUCCACCAAGAACCCCCAGAGCAAAUACCAGACUAUCCGCAAGGCAGGGAAAGUGCACUACCCAAUAGCAUGGGUGAACACGAUGGUGUUUGACUACAGAGGGCAGCUGAAGACUGGGGACAUUAUCCUUCACUGCUGGUCCUCUUUCCCUGAUGAGCUGGAAGAGAUGUUGAACCCUAUUGGGACGAUUCAGACCAAUCCAUACACGGAGAACGCCACAGAACUGCAUAUAAGCUUUCCUGAAUACUCAACAAAAUCAGUUGUGUUUCCCGCUUUUGACAAGAUCCUGGAAAAAGCUGCAGAAAUAGCAGGAUCCAGUGAGACCAUGACAAUGGGUCGUGGGGGUAAGAAGUUUUACAUCGAGCUGAAGGAGAUCAUGGAGAGGGAUCCUCUCUCUCAGCUGUGUGAGAAUGAGAAAGAUCUGAUCUGGACGCUUCGCUACGACUGCAGAGAAAACUUCCCUCAGUCUCUCCCCAAACUGCUGCUGUCGGUCAAAUGGAGCAAGCAUGAAGACAUGGCUCAGCUACAGGCUUUGCUGCAGAUUUGGCCGAAGCUAAGCCCUCGAGAUGCUCUCGAGCUCCUGGACUUCAACUACCCCGACCAGUAUGUCAGAGAAUUUGCAGUCACGUGCCUUCGAGAUAUGAGGGAUGACGAGCUGUUGCAGUAUUUGCUUCAGCUCGUGCAGGUGUUGCGCUAUGAGCCGUACUACGACUGCGCCCUCAGCCGGUUCCUCCUGGAGCGCGCUCAGACCAGCCGGAAAAUAGGCCAUUUCCUAUUCUGGCAUCUCAGGUCUGAAAUGUACAUGCCACCGGUAUCGGUUCAUUUCGCUCUGAUUUUGGAAGCGUACUGCCGAGGCUGCAUCCCACACAUAGAGGUCCUCAAAAAACAGGUUGAAGCUCUCAGUAAGCUGAAAGCAGUAAACGAGCUGAUUAAACUGGCCACCAUAAAAACCAAGACGAAACAAGCUCAUCUUAAAGAGGCCAUGAUGACGUGCCUUCGACAGACGGGAUUCAUCGAGACUCUGUCCGACCUGCAUUCCCCUCUCGACCCCAACCUGUUGCUUGCUGGAGUCAAUGUCGAGAGGUGCAAGUACAUGGACUCUAAGAUGAAACCUCUGUGGAUAGUUUACAAUAACAAGCUGUUGGGAGGAGACACAGUGGACAUCAUCUUCAAAAAUGGAGACGACCUGAGGCAGGACAUGUUGACUCUGCAGAUUUUGAGGUUGAUGGAUCUGCUAUGGAAGGAGGCAAACCUGGACCUCAGGAUUGUGCCUUAUGGUUGUCUGGCGACAGGAGAUCGCUCUGGUCUGAUUGAGGUCGUGUCUUUAGCUGAUACCAUCGCGAACAUCCAGAAAACAAGCAGUAACAUGGCCGCUGCUGCCGCCUUCAAUAAAGAUGCGCUACUGAACUGGCUCAAAGACAAGAACUCUGGAGAUGCUUUGGAGAAAGCCAUUGAGGAGUUCACUCUAUCGUGUGCUGGUUAUUGUGUUGCCACCUACGUCUUGGGAAUCGGUGAUCGGCACAGCGACAACAUCAUGGUUCGCAGUACAGGGCAGCUCUUCCACAUAGACUUUGGCCACAUCCUAGGAAACUUUAAGUCCAAGUUUGGGAUCAAGCGUGAGCGUGUUCCUUUCAUCCUCACACACGACUUCAUCCAUGUGAUUCAACAGGGAAAAACGGGCAACACUGAGAAAUUUGGAAAUUUUAGGCAAUACUGUGAGGACGCGUAUCUGAUUCUAAGGAAGAAUGGAAAUCUGUUCAUCACACUCUUUGCUCUGAUGCUCACAGCAGGACUGCCAGAGCUUACGUCUGUCAAAGAUAUCCAGUAUUUAAAGGACUCUCUGGCAUUAGGUAAAACUGACGAGGAGGCCCUCAAACAGUUCCGGCAGAAGUUUGAUGAAGCUCUGCGAGAGAGUUGGACCACCAAAGUCAACUGGAUGGCCCACAUUGUGGCUCACCCUUCAUAAACACUAACAUCUGGCCACACAAACAUCUCUCCAAACUGAAGUCAGGGUUCAGCAAAGUGCAGCAAAAUUAGCUGAUUUAUGACCUUAGAAAACCGAUGGCCAAAUCUCAUGGAUCUAAAUGAUCUUCAGAGGUCUCGAGUCUGCAGGAAUAAAGGAAAAGCUCGGCUUCUACCCCUGUUUGUUGUGUUGAAAAUCGACUGCCUCUGACCAUAGUAGAGCCGUGCAAAACCCUGACUUGACAUUGGAUCCAAUUGCCUUAUAGAAGGUGACAAAAGAACGAACUUCUGCAUUUUCUUCCUACACUGAAAAAUCAAAAAACAAUGAAUAACUCCAGUCUGUCCUUCUGGAGGGAAAGCGGAGUUCCUAAACCUUCAAACAUCAAGGCAGGUUUUGGCCAUCCAGAAAUACGUUUUCUUGUUGUUGUUUUUGUACAACCGUGUUAACGUAUCGGGACUUUUGAAAACGGACCAAUCAGAGCACAAGCUCAGAGGAAGUGCAUCUUAUCAGACCAAAAGGUAAACAUGUGCCUCACUGCACAAGAGACGUUUUGUUUGUAAUUGCUUUUGACUUUUUUUUUAAACUGUAUGUGCCAGACUACUUUAUUAUGAGAAAUGGUCUUAAAAACACUGGAAUCAUGUGAUGGGUAUAAAUAUUUUAUGAGUUUUAAACGUUGUAAAGGUAAAGCACUGUUGCCACAGUACUACUUUAUGGACAGUCUGGCAGGGAUUGCUGUAAAAUUGAAGAGGCUUCACACACAGAUGUUUGAUUGGGGAUCACUUUGAACAAACACCCCAACAUCCCUCCUCUCGUCUAGGUUGAGCAGAUCUCAUGUUUGUUAAAUGGUGCUAGCCAUCAAAUAUAUUCCUUGUCUAAAUGUUAAAUGUAAGCGCAGCAUUGUAGCCAAACUUGUUGUUUAAUGGUACAGUCCAUGAAAAUUGCUUGUUUUGGUGUCUGUUAAUUUGAGAGAAAUUCACAGAUUUAAAUGGGCUUAAAACUGCAUAUGCCUGCAUAUUGAAACUCAAGAUUUCAAAGGCCUAUUUAGUCCGAAUAUCUGCACAAAAGACUCAGCGGACCAAAAAGGGGAGGCCGUGACAGCUACUGUCUACUGACAGCUCAGACAGUAUAAUAAUAAUGUCUAUAUUUGAAAGCACAGACAGUUUGUUUUUACUGCUGAUAACCUGCUGUCUCUAGUGCUGCUUUUCUUGUUGGCUGUGUGACUAGAGAUGUGUAGAUGCACUGAGCAUGAUAUUUUUACACUGAUUAUGCGGACGUGUGAAUGGGAGGGAAGACUGUGAUAUAGUGAGAUUAUUACGAGCGAUGCAGAGAGUUUAGCGCCAACAUUCCAGAGAAUUGUACAUUCAUUUACUGUGCUGUUAUGGUAUAUGAGAGAAUAAGAAUUAAGAUUUGUGUCUAUCAAAUAAAUUACAAUUUAUACUAGA
Messenger RNA from Rhinichthys klamathensis goyatoka, 5224 nucleotides. It is a transcript of the gene pik3cb, whose product is annotated as phosphatidylinositol-4,5-bisphosphate 3-kinase, catalytic subunit beta. The transcript is spliced from 24 exons. Gene Ontology annotation, cellular component: plasma membrane; cytoplasm; phosphatidylinositol 3-kinase complex. Gene Ontology annotation, molecular function: 1-phosphatidylinositol-3-kinase activity; 1-phosphatidylinositol-4-phosphate 3-kinase activity. The record is from RefSeq and is a predicted model, not a curated record. Gene Ontology annotation, biological process: cell migration; phosphatidylinositol-3-phosphate biosynthetic process; phosphatidylinositol-mediated signaling. The coding region runs from base 585 to 3785 and encodes 1066 amino acids. Lineage: Eukaryota; Metazoa; Chordata; Actinopteri; Cypriniformes; Leuciscidae.